AUCUUCAUAUUUGUUUUUCUAAUUGACCGCUAGAUGGAGGAAGAGCAGAUUAGAUGAAGUAGUCAGCUGUAUCUUCAGUAGUGUUUAGACGACAGGAACGUUUAGUUCAAUAAUUAUUUCGCAAAUAGAAGCCAUUUAUACAUUUAUGGUGUUUCAGAAUGUCAGAAAAUCCAGGAAAUCCUUACUCUGUAGGAGGGUUUUCUUAUCCUCAUUCACCUCAGACUAAUAAUCAAUUUCAAAAUUCUGGAAAUGUGUAUCCAUUAAGCACUCCUAAUCAACCGUAUCCAUCAAAUAAUCCUAAUCAACCGUAUCCAUCAAGCACACCUAAUCAACCGUAUCCAUCAAGCACGCCUAAUCAACCGUAUCCAUCAAGCACGCCUAAUCAACCAUAUCCAUCAAGCAAGCCUAAUCAACCGUAUCCAUCAGAAACAGUUAAUAACUCUGAAAAUUUUCAACCAUCUGCACCACCUCUAGACAAAAUAGAAAAGGUUCCUGGAUAUGAAGGAGUUACUUUUGUAACAACAACUUUACCGCCUCCAAUUUAUCCUGAUCUUCCGACUGUUCCUCCAGAACGUCAAGAAAUUCAUAAAGGAGCAGGACUAUCAGUCGAAGAAGUCAGAGAAGCAGCUAUUGAUUACGUUUCACAACAUUGUUGUUAUGGAAAAGAUACAGUUGAAAAUAUGGCUAUUACAAAUAUUUCAAUGUCUAGUGCAUUUCAUUAUAAAUUGGAAACAUUUGCAGAAAAACGUGAAACAAAAUGGGCAUUUGAUCCAUAUAAUGGUGAAAUAUUAGAUACACCUAUGAAUGGAAUUGCACCUGGUCCUUGGGAUAUACCAUUGGCACCAACAAGGGAAUUUAGUGAUUCAGUACAAACAAUGGAAGUUCCUCAUACAGCUUCUGCCAUGUCUUGUCAUGUUUGUGUGGGAGCAUGCAGGGAAAGAUGUCCUAAAUGUCAUGGUGGUUGUACGGAAUUAUGUACUUGGUGUAAUGGCGAUGGUAAAAGAUUUGAUGAAACUUGUAAUCAUUGCAAUGGAAUUGGAAGACACAGGUGUAAUAAAUGUAAUGGUACUGGACUAGUCAAAUGUAGGACUUGUUCUGGAAAAGGAAGUUUAAAAUGCUAUGUAAAACUGACUGCUACUUGGAAAAAUCAUGUUGAUGAUUUUAUCGUCGAGCAAACAAAUUUGCCAGAUGAGUUAAUCCGAGAUGUAACCGGCCACAUUGCCUUUGAAGAACAACAGCUUAGGGUAUGGCCCAUCAAUCAUUUUCAACCUAGUAUUAAUGAUGCAUCUAAUCAACUGGUACAAAAACAUAACCAAGCAUUUCAAAUGGAACGAAUUCUACAACAAAGACACAAAGUAAGAAUUGUUCCGGUGGCCGAAGUAAAAUACAAUUGGAAAGACAGAAGCGGACAGUUCUUCGUAUACGGAUUUGAGAAUAAAGUCUACUUUCCAGAUUAUCCGCAGUCCUGUUGCUGGGGAUGUAGUAUUUUAUAAACCUGCUAUAAUGUAAAGAUAGGUAUAAAUUUUAAUCAAAGUGUUCCUAAUUUUUGCUUUGCCAUAUUUGUAAUUUGAAGAAUUGAUUUUUUUGAAGAUAUUUUUUAUAAAUUUAUAUAAUAUACUGCUUUUAAAUAGCACAUUUUGAUCAUUUUUACCUUAAAAUUGUACCAUCCAAUGGUCUUACUGACCCUUUUUCUAUCACCAUUGUAGAUUUUAGUGUUGCGGCUUUUUAAAAUUUUAUAAUUUAUUAAACAAUUAAAAUUAUAAAAAUUAUGCCAUAUUGAAAUCAAUCAAUCCAAUUAAGUGCAUUCGAAAACUUUCUUAAUUGCUGAAGAGUGUGUAUAUUUUUUCAUUAUAAAUGCCAAAUCAGAAUUAGAAAUAUAUUGUAAGCAUUGUAGAUUGAAUAUACACAGCAAUUGUAUAUUGAUGUAAAGUGAUGUAAAUACAUUAAAACUUCAAAACAAAUGCUUAUUUUAAUGCAUUAUUUGAAGUCUUUUUGAAUGUUUAAAAUUAUAAACUGGAUUUUUAUUUUUACGAAACUGUAAUAUUGAAAAUAUUUUGUUAAAUUGU
Messenger RNA from Centruroides sculpturatus (bark scorpion), 2066 nucleotides. Its product is annotated as protein SSUH2 homolog. Lineage: Eukaryota; Metazoa; Arthropoda; Arachnida; Scorpiones; Buthidae. The transcript has 12 exons. The record is from RefSeq and is a predicted model, not a curated record. Bases 159 to 1493 code for a protein of 444 amino acids.